Molecule: messenger RNA, 1508 nt
Organism: Salpingoeca rosetta
Lineage: Eukaryota; Choanoflagellata; Craspedida; Salpingoecidae
Exons: 9
Coding region: 70-1170 (366 amino acids)
Source: RefSeq, a predicted model, not a curated record
GUGUCAGCACAAACACAGAACAACCCAAACAACGCAGAGAAGACAGACAGGAGCCAACAACCGAAAACCAUGGCUGACGGCAAACCAUCCGUGCUUGUACUGGGAGGAGCUGGCUUCAUUGGACGGCAUCUUGUGGUGUACUUGGUGGAGAAUGACUUGGCCUCGGAGAUCCGCGUGGCAGACAAGGCCAUUCUGCAAACAUCCUACUUGACACCACGACAGCAAGCGGCGUUUGACAAGGUCGAGUUUGUGCAGGCAAACCUGGCCAAGGACGCCUUUGUCGCCAAGGCCUUUGCACGCGAGGCGGGGCCCUUUGACUAUGUCUUCAACUGCGCAGCCAUGACCAAGUUUGGCCAAGACGAGCUCGUGUACCAGGAGAACGUCGUCGACUUGUCAUGCAAGUGCGCAAGAAAAGCAGCCGAGCUCGGCUGCAAGCGCUUCGUCGAACUCUCCACCGCCCAGGUCUACGCCGCAGAUAAGAAACCAUCUGAUGAGAGUGCCAAGCUCAAGCCAUGGACUGCCAUUGCGACCAUGAAGCUCAAGGUGGAGCAGGAACUCGCCUCCAUUCCAAACCUGGAUUAUGUCGUUGCCCGUCCAGCCAUCGUGUACGGAUCGUCGGACAGACUUGGCCUCAUGCCUCGCCUCAUUGUCGGCGCUGUCUACAAACACAUUGGGGAAACCAUGAAGCUGCUGUGGACAGAGAAGCUGCGCAUCAACACGGUGCACGUGGAGGACGUCGCUGCCGCCCUGUGGACCAUCGCCACAAAGGGCGCAAAGGGCGAGGUCUACAACAUUGCAGACAAGGCCGACACCACGCAAGGGUCGCUGAACGAGCAGCUGUCGCAGCUGUUUGGCAUCAAGACCGGGUUCUUUGGCAGCAUGCUCUCCAACGUUGCUCGCCUCAACAUGACGGCCGCUGUUGAGGAGUCCAACGAAAAGCACAUGCAGCCAUGGUCCGACAUGUGUCGCGAUGCCGGCAUCACAAACACCCCGCUCAGCCCCUACCUCGACAAGGAGCUGCUGUACAACAACAGCCUUGCUGUGGAUGGCUCGAAAGUCGAGUCGCUUGGCUUUGAGUACAAGUGGCAACAGCCCACGCUGGAGGAGCUGCGCAGGAUUGUGGAAGAGGCGGUGGAGCAGAAGCUCUUCCCGCCCGGCUUCCUCGUUUGAGUCCUCCAGCACGGCACUGCCAACCUAGGUUGUGUGUGUGUGUGUGUGUGUCUGUGUGUGUGUCUGUGUCUGUGACUGUGUCUGUUCACCGUGGCGCACGUUUCAUUCCGCGUUUCCUUCCACGCGUCGCACAUGCACCAUUUGUGCGGGUCGUUUUGGAUCUUGCCUGCGUUCUUGCCGUUCUGCGACCGUUCUGCCGUUGCCACGGGUCGUGCAGACAUCACACAUUGCCUUGUUGUCAGCCGUCUUCACCACACCGCACAAGCAAAUGCAAUUCAUAAUUGUGUUUUCUUUUGUCUUUUAUUCUCUGUUACAUUACAUUACACCUGAUACCAACG